Messenger RNA from Cylicocyclus nassatus, 1002 nucleotides. Lineage: Eukaryota; Metazoa; Nematoda; Chromadorea; Rhabditida; Strongylidae. The record is from the annotation of a GenBank genome assembly.
AUGAUGUUUGAAAUCCGAGGAAAUUGUUCGAUUUGUUCGCAACCAUAUGUAACAAACAAUAUCUCGGCUUUACUAUGUGGACAUAUUUUUCAUUAUGACUGCAUUGUGAAAUGGUUUGAACGUUCACAAACAUGUCCAACGUGUAGAGCUCCCACUAACAACAAUCAGCUAGUUAAACAUUUAUUUAUUGAUGAUCCAAGUGAUCACAAUGACAAUUCGCUUCUAUAUGAAUCUCAACCUUACGAUGUUGCAACUGUGAGCAAUGCACUUCCUUGUGCUGAAGAAGAAGUUCGCAAGCUAGCAAUUCUCAGUGAAUCACGGAUACGAGAAGUCCUACACAAAUUCGAUGACUUGAUAUCAAAUUUACAAAAUGCAGAGGUACUCGCUGACUGGAAUAGCGUCUCGAGUGAAGUUGCAUCACUACAAGAUAAAAAUAAGAAUGGAGAGGACGCUGGAAAAUUAAAUAAACCUUUGGAAAUUGCAGAGUUACUCGCUGUCGAGAUACGAUUUUUCCUACACGAAUUCGAUGACUUUCUUCAGUCGAAAUCAAAUAGACCUUUGAAAAUUGCAGAGUUACUCGCUACGGAGAUACGAUUUUUCCUACACGAAUUCGAUAACAUGGUUCUAAAGUCCACUACUUCAAAUAUACCCUCACAAAGUUCAGAGCUACUCGCUGAGUGGAAUAGCCUCUCGAACGAAAAUGCAUUACUAAAAGAUAAAAUUAAGGAAAUGGAGAGAAAAUUGGAAAUAUCUGAAAGACGACUGCAAGCGUGUGAGUUGUACAAUAACAUUGAUGAAUGUUUUGAUUUGCGUCAAAUGAUAAGAGAAAGCGAUAAUCAACUGAGGCUUCUAUAUGCUUCAGAAGUCUUCACUCCAUCAUUUCUUGGCAUUCUCGUGUUACUUAUCGUGCGGCUCCCUGGUGGAAUGGGAAGAUUUAUAUGUACGUUAGCAUGCCUUGGGCAGAUAGGAGCAGCUUUGCUACUUCUUGCAGUUGAAAUUUAA